GACUAAAAUGGGUCAGACUCCGGAGAGAAACCAGCCAUCAUGUAAUGUAGUUCAUCGAGCUGGAGACGGAAACAAGACGCUAACGACGUUUUAAAAACCGCUCCAACAUGUCGCCUGAACGCACCAUCUUUCCCUCCACAUUUAACGGUCGGCGAUGACGUAUUAACGGACAUUUAACGCAGAAAAACGGUUUAAUUUAUUUUUUUUGAAAUCAACAUGUCCUCUCGGGAUGGGUGAAGCAGCAUACUGGGACUGAACUGGUUUAACUGGGAUCUCUCCUCCUGCUGCUGCUGCUGCUGCUGGGCUCCAAACACUGACUCAUCAGGCUGUUGACCGACCGACGGAGGGUGAUGGACGCCGGGCAGAGUUAAUCUUUGUCCUCGGGGGAGAAUAAAGGAGACGGGUUAAAGUCCUGCAGGGUGGACUGUGGACCCAGAGACCUACGAGCAUCUGAUGGAGGACUGUUCACACCGUCGCCCUGUGUAUUUGUGUGGAUCUCUGCCCUCCUGCGUUGGACUCUGAACUGAUCCCGAUCACGGCCUGUACGCCUGCAAGCAGACAUGUCUCCUCCAGCUUCCUGUUCGCGCUUGUGGACGCCCCGGCUGCUCCUCACCGCUCUGCUGAUGUUGACCAUGAUGACAUCACUUCCUGUGUCGGCCGUGGAGGCGGAGACGUGUUUCUCCAGACAGCACCAGAGCGUGAUAGUGAACGUCAGGCUGGCUUUAAACAGGCCGACGACGGUGAUGGACGCCCGCGAUGUGCGCUCUGAGAGGGACUGCGUGCUCGCCUGCUGCUCCGAGGAGGUCAAACCAGGUGCUAAGUGCAACAUGGCGGUCUUCAACUCCAACAAACAAGCAGGUGAAGAUAACUGCUUCCUGUUUCACUGUCAGACGGAGCAGGACUGUCCUCUGAUGAAGGCUGAGGACGGCAUCAACACCUACGACAUCUACAAAGGUUUGAUUCAUCCAACCACAGUGAGACCUGCUGCCAUGACAACCACCACCGUCUCCACCACCACUACCACUGCGCCAACAACAACCACCACCACACAACUGACGACCACCACCACUACAACCACAACCACACAGAGCACGACAACUCCAACAACGACCACUACAACGACGACUGCACCGACCACGACCACCGUGCAGGCUCCCACCACCACCACAACACCACCACCUCCACCUCCACCAAUCAUCAUCAUCGCCACCAUGCCUCCUGUGACUCAACCACCAGCGGUCGCCACAACUCCAACUACGACGACAACUACAACAACACCAGCUACGACUUCACCAGCUACGACAACCACGACGACCACCAUGAGGAAACCGAACCACCCCAACAGGAAGCAAAACAAAACCCCCAAGAAAACAAAACCACAUCCUGUCAGCACCACCACCUUAGCCCCGCCUCCUCAGACCUCCACCGCAUCACUUAUUGUUGUAACGGCUGCACCGAGAACUACUGAGAAACUACAGCCGCGCACUGAAACUACAACUACAACAACUCCGACCACGACGACCACGACUACAACUACCCCGACAACGACCACAACGACCCCAACAACAACUAGUACGACCCCUCCUACUACGACUACGACUACGACUACGACUACAACAACUCCAACCACGACUACUACGACUACUCCUAAAACUACAACGACGACAACCACCACUGAGCCGCCAACGACCAGGGCGACUCAAGCGGUGAGUCUAAUCAUCGUCCCCAAAGGCGCCGUCCAAUCAGAUCCCGCCCUCCAGUCUGACCAUGCCUUCCAGAACUCAAGCAUCAGCCGGGGGAAGGCGGUGGCAGCGCGGGGGGCGUUGAAGAGCGGGGUGGUGGCGUUCAUGGUGCUCGGGCUCGCCGUGCUCACGCUGGCUCUGGCGGUCGGUGGACGGAAAGCUAUGGAGUCCUUCGACAGACGCCAUUACACGAGACUGGAGCUGAACGACCUGCACUAUGAGGUGUGAGGAGGGACUAAACUCUUCUGCGGGUCUUUGAUUUUUUUUUACUACUGAAGCUCAGAAAGGACAAAAAGCAGGACUCACGAUGAGUUAGAUUACGAUUGUUAACGUUUGAUUCAUGACGUUUUUUGAUUUUCAAACAGCACAAAGUUACACAAUAAUGGAAUGUCUACUUCACUACGAUAAAGGGGGCUUGGCUAAAGAGAGAACUCGAUUCUGAUUGGCCAGAGGGUGUGCACUAUUCUGCAAUAACCCCACAGCUCUGGAACCGUUUAUUAACGUCCACAUCGUUAUGUUCACGCCCUGAAAUAUGAGUUUGAAGACUUUUUCUUUCUUGAAUUUUAAACUGAAACAUUUUAUAAUUUGUUUUAUUUGGCAGAUUUUACAGCCGUCCUGAUGUGAUUUUCAAUAUUUAAAGGAAUAAUAACGUUCUACAUGAUUCUCAUUUUACUGAAAAACAAUCAAUGACAGACAUUUGGCCUUUAACCUUUAUAUUGAGUCCUGUGUGACAACAAUGCUCAGAUAUACGGAAGCCCUCAGCGGACAAUUUGGUUUGUUUCUCUCGUUGUCUUGAACGCUGGUUUGUCUGGGAUGACACCUUAAGUUCUUGAGAUCUCGAGAAAAUGCUUCAAAUGAAGUCGAUAUUACGGGAAACCAGGCGAUGCUAUCCCAAGAUGACAAGAUAAAUAAAUUGAGAGGAAAUGUAUUCGUUACCACGGGGAAAACGGGGUAAAUCAAAAUGUAUGGAUGCAUGUCCGCUUAGGGCUUCUUUCAGCCUCACUUUGUGAAGUUGGUACUCCACUGUACGGAAGCCCAAAGAGGACAUGCAUUCAAACAUUUGAUUUUAAUCCGUUUUUCCAGUGAUGCUAAAUUAAUCUUGGUUGUUUUCACAAGAUCUCAACUUGCUGGCUUUUUCCAAACAGUUAAUUUGGUUUUAUGUGUUAAUGUAUGCCCGCUUAAGGCUUCCAUACCUCAAGCCUUUAUUUCUUGCGUUAUUUAUAAUCACAGGAGAACGACUCAAAAUACAACAUUUAAAAAAGGCAUUUUAAAGCUUUAAAAAUAUUCUCGGUUCAUGGCAGAAUAUGAAGUUAAUGUAAAAAUACGCUAUCUGGUUUAGCUACUCCAAAAAAAAAAAAAAGAUGACAAAUCAAGAAACAUCAUCAAAGUGAUGCCUAAAUUAUUAAAGGAAGAAUGUGCGACAUGUUCCACAUAAAUAUAUAAUCGAGGAAAACAGCUUGCGGUCAGUUUGGACGCUCAAAUAGGAAACAAUGGAAUCAAUCUGAUUUUGUUGCUAGCUUGUGUCGUGUGCUGUUAGGACAGGCUGUAAUAACACACCUUUGCACAUGAUACCUGUAAACAUUCUUUAUUUUAUUUUAAACACAUUUCAUGCAAACAUUAACACAUCGACGUUAGGAGGGUUUUCAGAAAAACCCAACUUUUUUUUUCAACAUGGCAGCUUUAUGCCUCCGUAGUGUCUCACAAUUGACCUUUUCUUUAACUUUUUGGAUUUUAUUUCAAUCUGCAUUUUAUUUCUGACUUUUAUUGAUGUUGCUCAAAGCUGAAUCUGUGCCAGAGAGUGAGUUCAAUAACUUUUUUAUGUCUUUUUUUUUUUAUCCUCCGUCCAAUUAAUUUAAGUGAACUUAAACAUCAGCUGCCGAUGGAAGUCAAAGAAACAAACAGCAAUAUUUUUAUCCCUGAAUCUCAGGAAGCCUCUGAAGUGGAGCUAAUGUAGAGAAACACUGGAUUGUACGAGCGGACACACAUCUGAACAUUAGGCCCAGCGUGGUUUUGAGGCCUUCUUUUUGCCAUGGGGCGAGUUAACCCUUUGUGUAUAAGACGUACACCUGCAUGACUUUUUACUUCCACCUGCUUCAGCCAUACGAGCCUGUGACUGCUUCUCCAAACACACACACGCCGUCUACACGUCGGACUCACUCUCUCACUGUGUCGUUUUUGUAUUUUGUCCACAUUUUUCUUCUUUCACAUGUGGAACAAAAUGUAAACGAUGGAUGCAAUUCUCUGAAAAUCAAUGCACUAUUGUGUCCUGUGUUUUUUGAUAAAUAUGAUAUGCUUCUUUUUGAAUAUUAGAUUGUUUUUCAUAGGUAAGAGUACACUGGCCGCGCACUAUUUUCCUAUAAUAAUAAUAAUAAGUAUGUUUGUAAUGGAUGUCUGUGUUUUUGGGGGUGCAGACUGAAGCUGCUGCAGCGUCAGUCCACCACCAGGGGGCAGCAGCAGCCUGAUGAACGCCUGAAGCUGCACUUCUUUUGACUUGUUUUCACUUCUCUUGCUUUGAAACUUUUCUUACAGUGUCUGAUUAAUUACAUCGAUGGAAAUAGUUUGGUCUCGUUUUGUGAAGUGAUGCUUUUGCAUAAGUUUGGACUUUGAUGUUUUGUUCUUAUAAGAAUUAAAAAAUGUGAUUUUUGAA
Labrus mixtus (cuckoo wrasse) is the source of this 4389-nucleotide messenger RNA. RefSeq names its product MANSC domain containing 1 (gene mansc1). Lineage: Eukaryota; Metazoa; Chordata; Actinopteri; Labriformes; Labridae. The record is from RefSeq and is a predicted model, not a curated record. The transcript has 5 exons. The coding region runs from base 561 to 1970 and encodes 469 amino acids.